Molecule: messenger RNA, 507 nt
Organism: Guillardia theta CCMP2712
Lineage: Eukaryota; Cryptophyceae; Pyrenomonadales; Geminigeraceae
Exons: 6
Coding region: 1-507 (168 amino acids)
Source: RefSeq, a predicted model, not a curated record
AUGCAGCUAGCUGCAUCACAGCAAGGGCUCGUCCCGACGCUCUUUGGCGUUCCCAGUUGUUGGCAGAAAGACGUUCACUUUAGCUUCGAUGCUGCCCACAAGUUUGCGAAGGGGGAGGUUGUUCUGAUACACGUGUACAACACCAGGAGUCAGCUGACUGGGGAGAGGAAGAAGAACGAAUAUGACAAACCGCAUCCGAAAGAUCACCCGCAGGCAGAGCAUGUCUCCCUGACAUUGGAGUUUGCCAGGAUAUCACAGGUCAAUCAAGAGAAACAAUCGUACGAUCUGAUCACAACACCUGAAGCGAUCAUGCAUGCGAUGAUUCUAGCACAUGGGCGCCUCUACCUCACGCCUGAAGAAGUGAAAGUCCCUGCUCGCGAUACCGUGAUUCUUAUGUCUUGUUGCCGCGCAGGGGAUGGAGGAAAGAGCAGUCCGUCGCAGAAGGGACAUCUCGUUGCUGCAAGCUGUAAGAUGAUGAUGUUGAGGUCUCAAUGGUUGAGCAACUGA